UGAACUCAAAGCUGAUUUAUUAAUAAAUCAAACGAAAAAUACGCACAAUCAAAUUGAAGCGAUGAAAAAGUAUUCUGAAGAUGUUGAAAAAUUGAAUGAAGCAGCUUCUCAAAGGCCAUAUUCGGUUUUAGUUGCCGGUUUACAAAGAGAAAGUCAACAUUUAAGAGAAUUACAAGCUGAAAAUUGUGAAUUAAGAAAUGCAUUAGCAGAUCAUCAAAAUGCAAUAGAAUUGAUCAUGUCUAAAUACAGACAACAAAUUUCACAAUUGUUACCAAAAGAAAAAACUAAUUUUUAUACCAUCCCUAAUUUAUGGCAAUCUGCUAAAGUUGACGAAGAAAAUUCCGUUAAAGAUCAAGAACUCAUAUCGAGACUAAUGACGGAAAAUAAAGGUUUGAGAGAUUUAUUAUACAUUCAUAGAACAUAUGGUCCUUUUAUCGAAAUGAUGGAAAAUGAUGGGAAAAAUAAUGAUAAGAACGAUGAAAGCAAAUCGUAA
This is a messenger RNA of Pediculus humanus corporis (human body louse), 493 nucleotides long. Its product is annotated as wit3.0, putative. The annotation marks the transcript as partial. NCBI's taxonomy places the organism in Eukaryota, Metazoa, Arthropoda, Insecta, Psocodea, Pediculidae. The transcript has 4 exons. The record is from RefSeq and is a predicted model, not a curated record.